Molecule: messenger RNA, 1180 nt
Organism: Aspergillus ochraceoroseus IBT 24754
Lineage: Eukaryota; Fungi; Ascomycota; Eurotiomycetes; Eurotiales; Aspergillaceae
Product: pyridoxal 5'-phosphate synthase subunit PdxT
Exons: 2
Coding region: 151-978 (275 amino acids)
Biological process (GO): pyridoxine metabolic process; pyridoxal 5'-phosphate biosynthetic process
Cellular component (GO): glutaminase complex; cytosol
Molecular function (GO): glutaminase activity
Source: RefSeq, a predicted model, not a curated record
GCGACGAUCAGGUGACGCUAUCGGGAGGGGCAGCACGUGGUGAUAACAGAUUGCUGACAUAAUCUCUAUCAAUGAAUUGCCGGUGGCUAAAAAAGAAAGAAAGACGAAGGCCUCACUCAUGUUACGUUCCCCUGUCCCGAUUGAAGGGCAAUGACUGGAUUUACGAUUACUGUCGGGGUUUUGGCCUUGCAAGGCGCUUUCUACGAGCAUGUCGUGCUCCUGAGAACGGCAGCCGCCAAUCUGGCCUCAGAUAAAACCCAAUCCCCUACGAAAUGGGAGUUCAUCGAAGUGCGGACCCCGCUCGAACUGGAGAGAUGCAAUGCCCUGGUUUUGCCGGGAGGUGAAAGCACCGCCAUUUCUCUGGUUGCCGCUAGAUCGAAUUUGCUGGAGCCAUUGAGGGACUUUGUGAAGGUCCAUCGCAAGCCCACCUGGGGUACCUGUGCGGGACUCAUUCUCCUCGCAGAGUCGGCCAACAAAACAAAGAAAGGCGGCCAAGAAUUGAUCGGAGGCCUCGAUGUUCGUGUUAAUCGGAAUCAUUUCGGUCGCCAAACCGAAAGCUUCGAAGCGCCACUUGACCUCCCAUUUCUUAGUGCCUCCGGCGAACCCGAAGCACCUUUCCCAGCAGUCUUUAUUCGCGCGCCGGUUGUGGAGAAGAUAUUGCCUCACCAGGAAGGUGUUCAAGUUGCCGAACUCCAGAGGGAUGAGACUGUCGUAGCCCCGUCUCGACAAGCUGAAGAUGAAGCGGCUCGGAAGGCCAUGUCAAGCCAUGUGGAGGUCCUUGCGACUCUCCCCGGAAGGGCCGCACGCUUGGCCGAUGAUGCCAAGGCUAUCGAUGCCGAUGAGGAGGCUGGUGACAUUGUUGCCGUCCGACAGGGCAACGUAUUUGGCACGAGCUUCCAUCCCGAGCUGACCGGUGACGAUAGGAUUCAUUCUUGGUGGUUGCGCCAGGUGGAAGCUGCCGUGAGAGGAGCAAACUGAAAUGAGUAUAAGACGUAAAGCCGUGCCAGCGAGACACGUAAUGAACUGGAUGUAUAAAGAGCGUUUUGCAUGACACGGGGGUAUUAGGUGUAAAUAUUUAUUUAUUUAUUUUUUCUUUUCUUUUUGGGGCGCUGCUGUUUAAUGCCAAUGAUAGACACAAUAGAAUUUACACAUAAACGCCAUGACUGCGCCUGUUAAAUGA